Asterias rubens (European starfish) is the source of this 2667-nucleotide messenger RNA. Its product is annotated as brain protein I3-like. The record is from RefSeq and is a predicted model, not a curated record. The transcript is spliced from 3 exons. Bases 292 to 711 code for a protein of 139 amino acids. NCBI's taxonomy places the organism in Eukaryota, Metazoa, Echinodermata, Asteroidea, Forcipulatida, Asteriidae.
UUCAUCGCACCAACUGUGUGUCAAUGUCAUACCAUUAUUUUCGCCAAAACACCAUUGUCAUAUGACAACAUCGUAAACAGUGGCCAUUUUUAUUCGUUGAUAGAGUGUGCUUACGUUCGUGAAAUUAUCAACCUUUGUUAUUAAUUUAAUCUACACAAAGACUGUGCAAACUUGGGAACGUGGUAUUCUUCUGACGUACAGCCCGAACCAGGCAAAAGUUUGAUGCAGAUGAGCGACUGCAGCAAGAACUAGUAAUUUUACUGUCAAGUUCAGCCCUCCUCUCCUCCCCCGAUGUCUCACCCAAUCAACUCAAGCGGAGACAAACCUCCCGCUUACAGUCCACCAAGUGGUCAGGCUUACGGAGAACCUCCUCCGAGUGGCCAACAACCUUAUGGACAGCCCCAACCUGUGAACUAUCCAGCAGGGACACCAUACCAAGGAGGAUACCAGGCAGGUGCACCCCCGGGCUACCAGCAAGCAACCGGUGCCCCACCACCACAAGGCAGCUACGUCCCCGCUCAACCCAUCACCCUCUCAACAACCAACGUGGUGUUGGUCGGAGGUUGUCCGGCGUGUCGUAUCGGCAUAUUGGAAGAUGACUUCACGUUGCUUGGUGUUUGCUGUGCUGUGUUGUUCUUCCCUCUGGGCAUUCUGUGCUGUCUGGCCAUGAGACAACGUCGAUGUCAAAACUGCGGUGCCGUCUUCGGAUAAGUAUCAUAAUCUUCGCUAAGGAAGGGUACAACAUGGGUCUGUGGGUGUUGGGGAAGCACAAACAGGGAAGUUUAUUAGAACCUAGCUCCAUGAUUUGUUGGGUCCAAAUAAUAACAGCAACGCAGCUUUUGAUGAUUUGUCAUCAGAGCUUUUAAAUUGGGAAAAAAGGAAAGCAAUUGCUACUUGUUAGUGAAAUUUGUCAUCUGACUCAUUGAAUUGUAAUCACGUUGUAAUAUUCCUUGGAGAUGAAAACUAACUUCAUGUCUUGAACCAUUUCAAGGUGGAGGGGUCCUCACACGCUGCUAUCCUGUCCGCCAUCAAGGGAGGCAAAAUGUACGCAAAGGAAUUGACUCCCAAAAUGGAAGACGCGUCAUGUGCAAGGGGUCAUGAUUGUGUAGAUAGCAUUGCCUAAGUCCUAAGUUAGGACUGGUCCUAUCUCUUAGCAUUGCCUAGGACUAGUCCUAAGUUAGGACUACCUUUGUGAAAUCCACCCCUGGACCACCACACCUCAAAAGGAAAUGUUAUUCACAUGGUGUCUCUCUCUUCACAACUUCUUGAUUUUCUCAUAUCUCGUACUUUUUCCGGAAAUGAUAUAAGGAAUAUCUUGUUGCGCAUGUGUUAUUAUAUAUGGAUCAAGUAAUAUAUAUUAAUAAAUAGAUUUAUAUUUUUCUUGAUGAUGUAAUGAUAGAAUGUUCAGUUGCUGCCUAUAGACCUUAUGCAUUGAAGUCAUUGAGGCGCCAUCUUGGAUGUGCAGUGAUGAUGAAAGAGGGCGCCCUACUCAAAUGGUGUCAUUUGCAUAAGGUCUGUGCUUUAACUAGGAACUUUUAAAAAUGGUUCAGACAUUUCUACAGUUGAUGAACAUGCACUGUAUGUUUUCAAUUUCGACAAACCUAACAUGACGAAAAAUAUGUUUUUACCAAUUGAUGCAAAAUAACCACUUGAGAUAUAAAUGUACUUGCAGACAGCAUUGUUUGCACAGCUGACCUUGGUACCACUCAUUGACUGCAACAAGUACCACACCUUCAAGGUUAGCAUUGGGUUCAUUGAUUUCUCGUUUGCAUGACUGGUACUGGUACCACAGACUGCCACAGAGUACCAUACCUACUAGGCUAGCAUUGGGUACAUGGGCCUCUUCAGUUGUACAUAGAUCUAUAGCGGAAACUAAUACCACAGACUAUCACAAAGUACCACACCUUCUAUGCUUAUAAUGCUGGAAUGUGGUGCAUGGGCUUUCUCUGUUUCACCAGUCUUCUGGGGUAUUUCGUGGCAUGAGUCAGCUGGGUUGUUCAGACCUGAUCCUUCACAGACAUCAGGAGGCAAUUACCUCCACCACCUUGUUUUCUCUUGAAAUGUCCCGGGUACAGAUUUACAUUUUGUCCAUUGACAAACCCUUUGUUACAGUAAAGCUGCCUUGCCCUCACAAGGACACAGUAAAUGCUUAAUAAUAAUAAUAAUAAUAAUUAGGUUUGUUCAGUAAUGCUGUAUCUGUAUGCCCACGUGUGCCUUAAUGAGAUGUCAGUACAUGAUAUGAGUGCCUGGCUUCAGUAAUUUAAAAGGCCAAUGUAUUUGCACAUGUUUUCACUCAGAUCUGCAUGGCAGAUAAUACCUGUAAACAGGGCUAGGUAUCCUAUCUUAAGCAGAAUUGUUUGUGAAUGUUUAUAUUAAUACUUAGACUAGAGUUAGCUUUGGAAUUCUAAAACCUUAGCACAACGGUAAACAUUUGAACUUGUUGCAUUCAAUUUGCUUCUGGUUUGAUACUGUUUGAUUAGAACUUUUGGUUGCAUAAUGCAGAGCUGUCAACUCUCUGAUUCUGCAGAAAGUGCCCUGAAGUUAAACCAAUCUUUCCGAGUUCUGAUGAACAAACUUGAAAGUCCAUCUGACUAUUGACCCAUUUCACCUGACGUCAGCAGCAGAAAAUCUUGAAUGCGCCAUACUGGUGGGCAAUUUCACUGUGCG